Molecule: messenger RNA, 4235 nt
Organism: Drosophila persimilis
Lineage: Eukaryota; Metazoa; Arthropoda; Insecta; Diptera; Drosophilidae
Gene: hppy
Product: mitogen-activated protein kinase kinase kinase kinase 5
Exons: 14
Coding region: 375-4184 (1269 amino acids)
Biological process (GO): protein phosphorylation
Molecular function (GO): ATP binding; MAP kinase kinase kinase kinase activity
Source: RefSeq, a predicted model, not a curated record
UUUGGGCUAAUUUCGAUCUGUGUUCGUGCUCCCGUCUAUAUCCAACACGGAUUAUAUAUAUAGACAAAGAAGUCCAGUUAACGUUACGCAAUUGAAAGUGUGUUUGUGAACGUACGGGAGUGUUUGUGUGUGUGUGUGUAAUCCGCCCGCCUGCCCCUCUCUGCAGUCGGACAAAAUGCAGCACGAUCUCUAUCGAUGGGCGUCCACAAGUCAUCAGUAAAUUAAAACCAAAGAAAGGGAGACGCUAGUGAGUGAACGGCACAGCAAAGCACGCGAAGGAACGGGCCAAAAGAAGAGCCAGAGAGAACAUCAGCUGGAUAGGCUUCGACACCUCGAAUUCGGACUCCGAUCGGGGGACUCGACUCGGUCCCAACAUGGCCGCCGCGCACAGCCACCACAACGCCAAUCUCCUCAGCUCGGACAUCUCGCGGCGCAAUCCGCAGGAUGAAUACGAGCUCAUUCAGAAGAUUGGCUCCGGCACCUACGGCGACGUAUACAAGGCGAAACGAAUACAGAGCAAUGAGCUGGCCGCCAUCAAGGUCAUCAAGCUGGAGCCCUCCGAUGACAUACAGAUCAUCCAGCAGGAGAUCAUAAUGAUGCGCGACUGCCGGCACCCGAACAUCAUCGCCUACUACGGGUCGUACCUGCGGCGGGACAAGCUCUGGAUCUGCAUGGAGUUCUGCGGCGGCGGCAGCCUGCAGGACAUCUACCAGGUGACGGGACCGCUAUCCGAGAACCAGAUCGCCUACAUGUGCCGCGAGACGCUCAAGGGCCUGGAGUACCUGCACUCCAUGGGCAAGAUGCACCGCGACAUCAAGGGCGCCAACAUCCUGCUCACGGAGUACGGGGACGUGAAGCUGGCCGACUUCGGGGUCUCGGCCCAGAUAACGGCCACGAUCAACAAGCGGAAGAGCUUCAUAGGGACACCCUACUGGAUGGCACCCGAGGUGGCCGCCGUGGAGCGCAAGGGCGGCUACAAUCAACUAUGUGAUAUUUGGGCCUGUGGCAUCACGGCAAUCGAGCUUGCUGAACUGCAGCCACCGAUGUUCGAUCUGCAUCCGAUGCGAGCCCUGUUCCUGAUGUCGAAGAGCGGCUUCAAGCCGCCCACACUGGGCAACAAGGACAAGUGGAGUCCCACAUUCCACAACUUCAUCAAGACGGCGCUGACGAAGAACCCCAAGAAGCGACCCACCGCCGAGCGCCUGCUGCAGCAUCCCUUCGUCCAGUGCGAGAUGUCGCUGCGUGUGGCCAAGGAGCUGCUCCAGAAGUACCAGAGUCCCAAUCAGCAGUUCUACUACUAUCUCGACGGCGAGGAGGAGACGGUGGCCAGUGUUCCGCAGCGGAUACCCAGCAAGAUGACAUCACGCACCAAUGGAGUUCCAGCCCAGAAUCACACGCUGAAAACAGCCAUGACGACAAACUCCAUGUGGAACGAGCGAUCCUCUAGUCCCGAGACGUUACCCAGCGACAUGAGCCUCUUACAGUAUAUUGAUGAGGAGCUAAAGCUAAGAGCCACUCUGCCAUUGCACGACACGGGAUUGAAAGAUUCCAUCGGCCCCGAGUGCAGCUGCUCCUCCCACAACGGGAUAGUUGGCGUAGGAAGAGGUGGAGGAGGAGUAGCAGGAGGAGGCGGAGGUGGAGGUGGAGGCGGGGCAAACGGUAGCAGCAGCGGAGGCGGUGGCAGUGCCCAAUAUGGAGGCGGAGUCGCAGUCGGAGUCGGAGGAGGCAAUCAUCACCAGCAGCCCCACACCCACCAUCAUCAUUAUCAUCAACUGCAGCAGCAGCAACAGCAGCAUCCACAGCCACAGCUACAACCACAGCAAGCACAUCAGCAAUCGCAUCAGCAUCCACAGCAUCAGCAUCUCCAUCAGCUCCAUCAGCAGCAAUCGACCACCGCUUUGACAUCGUCCAGCACCAGCAGCGCCUUGGCCACCUCGGCGGCCCACAAUCCCAAUUGCAACUCGACCCCCAUCAGCUCCUCCGCCUCGCUGGCCUCGAUGCCGGAUCUGAGCUCCUAUCUGGGCCUGGGCCUGGGCAUGGGCGUGGGAAUGGGCAUGGGCCUGGGCCUGGGAUUCUCCAAUCUCCGCACAACGAGCAUUGGCGAUGGGGACGACGACGGCCUGGUGGAUGUUGACAUUGCCAUGAAUAACGCUGCUCCAACGACCUCGGCUGCUGCCGCCGCCGUCCCAGGUUCAGGUUCGGGAGCGGGCACGGUUACUGGGUCCGGCUCUGGGUGCUCCGCCUCUGCCGCGCAUUACCUGAGGCACAGCAGCAAUUAUCGCUCCGCUGCGGCUGCGCAGGCGUCUCAGACCGCCCAUCCUGCCCCCUCGCCGGCGUCUGCGAAUCCGAACGCGAACGGGCAUGGGCACGGUCAGGGCCAGGGCCAGGGCCAGGGCCAUGGCCACGGCCACGGGUUGAUCUCAUCCAGCAUAUCGUCCUCCGCGUCAUCAGCUUCGUUUUAUAAUCGCCUACUACUCCUCGAUAAUUCCAGCGGCGAUGCAGUUGGCGGCAGCGGCGGAGGUGGAGGCGGCGGCGUCGCCGGCGGCAGCUGCGGUGUCGGUGCCACCAACGGUGUCGAGGCCGAUGCCACACCCCCGCCUGUGACGCAAUCGAUCGGCGACGGCUUCAUGCAUUCCAGCUGCCCCACGGCCAGCCUCGGAGCAGCGGCGGCGGCCGACGACGCUGCGGCCAGCAGCUCCUCGCAUCUCUACCAGAAUCUGCUAAGAAGCAGCUCUGGAGAGACACCCGGCAGUGGAGCGGCGGGCUCCUCAGCGGGCACCAACUGUGAUUACCGGCACGAGAGCAACCAGAACGGGCUGGAAGACUCGCCGCGGCGGCAUAGCUCCAUGGACCAGUUGAUCGGUCUGCUCAAUGACAUGGGAAAGUCUUCGCGGACACGCAGCCUCAGUGAUGGUGGCACCCAGGACGACGAAGAAGUGGAGAAGGAGGCGCAACCAGAUCUGCUGAACAACACACCUCCUGUGCCGCCGAAGCGUUCGCACAAGCGUCGCCACACGCCGCCCAGGCCCAUCUCCAACGGACUGCCGCCCACACCCAAGGUGCAUAUGGGCGCCUGCUUCUCGAAGAUAUUCAAUGGCUGCCCCCUGCGAGUGCACUGUACCGCCUCGUGGAUCCAUCCAGAGACGCGGGACCAGCACCUGCUGAUCGGCGCCGAGGAGGGCAUCUACAACCUGAAUAUGAACGAGCUCCACGACGCGGCCAUCGACCAGCUGUUCCCGCGCCGCACCACCUGGCUGUAUGUGAUCAAGGACGUCCUAAUGAGUCUGUCUGGCAAGUCCUGCCAGCUGUACAGGCACGAUCUGGUGGCUCUGCAUUCCAAGCAGACGGUACGAUUCUCGCUGCACAUGAACAAGAUCCCCGAGCGGCUGGUGCCCAGGAAGUUUGCCCUCACCACCAAGGUGCCAGACACAAAGGGCUGCACCCAGUGCUGCGUCACAAGGAACCCCUACAACGGAUACAAGUAUCUGUGCGGGGCGACGCCCAGCGGCAUCUUCCUGAUGCAGUGGUACGAUCCGCUGAACAAGUUCAUGCUGUUGAAGCAGUGCGAGUGGCCGGCCAUCAGCAUCCUGGGCGGAGGUCACGGCUGCGUUCAGAACGGACACACGCCCGUCUUCGAGAUGAUCAUCACGCCGGAGCUGGAGUACCCCAUUGUGUGCACGGGAGUGCGCAAGGCGAUGAACGGCUGCCUCAAGCUGGAGCUGAUCAACAUGAACAGUGCCAGCUGGUUCCACUCGGAGGACCUGGAGUAUGACGCCAUGGCCACGAUGGUGCCGCGACGCGACCUCCUGAAGGUGGUGCGUGUGCACCAGGUGGAGAAGGACGCCAUUCUCGUCUGCUAUGGCAAUGUGAUGCAGGUGGUCACGCUCCAAGGCAACCCCAAGCAGCACAAGAAGAUGGUAUCGCAGCUUAACUUUGACUUUAACGUAGACAGUAUUGUUUGCUUACCAGACAGCGUUUUGGCAUUCCACAAGCACGGCAUGCAGGGGAAGUCGCUGCGCAAUGGUGAGGUGACGCAGGAGAUCAAGGACAUGAGUCGCACCUACCGGCUGCUGGGCAGCGACAAGGUUGUUGCCUUGGAGAGUCAGCUGCUUAGGACUGGCUCCCUGGGCAGUGAGGAGGGACACGAUCUGUACAUUUUGGCCGGCCACGAGGCCAGUUACUAGGCGCCCGCAUAAUCCACUUGUUAUAUUUUAAAUAUAAUACGCUACACAAUA